UGAAGUUAUUCGAGUUGUCUGAAAUCUGAAAAGAAUCAGAUGGUGCCUUGAGGCUGCGCGUGUAACUAGAAAUCAAGGCUGCGGAAACCUCUCACGACUCACGAGCGCUCUCUCUCGAAACCUCACUUGCUACAGUAAAUCCCCUCUCUCGACCCCUCUUCCUCCUCGAUUCCGGCGGCCUCGUCGCCGGCGGCGGGAGGGAGAGGGGUCGUCCCCCCUCCCCUAGUAUAGCUAAGUAGCCGGGCUAGUCUCGUUAGGUCGGGUUCUUCCCGUUUCCUCCUCGUUGGUGUGGUAUGGAAGUUGGAGAUGGAGGCGGAUUCGACGCGGAUGCAGCUCGUGACGGCGAUGGCGACGCAGAAUCGAUCCGAGACGACGGCAGCGACGCGGAUCUGGCCUGCGGUGGUGGCGGCGGCUCGGAUGCGACCUGCGGCGGCGACAGGGGCUCGGAUGCAGUCUGUGGCGGCGGCGGCGACUCGGUUUCGGUCAGCUGCGGCGGCGGCCUCACGGAUGCGGCUCGCGGCGGCGGCGGCCACGCGGAUGCGGCCCGCGGCGGCGGCGGCCAUGCCGUUGCUGCCCUCGGCGGCGACGGCAGCGCGGAUGUGGCCCCCGGCGGCGAAAGCUGCGCCGAUGCACCCCGCGGCGGCGACGGCUGCGCCGUUGCAGUCCGCGACGGCGUCGGUGGUGCGGAUGUGUCCUGCAAUGGCGGCGUGGAUGCGACUCGGAUGAUCUCCUUUUCUUCAACCUUCUCCAUCGAGUUACCAAGACAGCAUGUUCUUCGCCACCAUCUUUGGAUUAAGUCUUUGGUUGGCUGGAUUUGGGGAAAUUCUUCCUCUUUAUCUCUUGGCAGCAAUAACCAUGCAGGAUUUAUCGUUCGGGUUGAGCCCAGAUUGGAUUUGCAACUUUGGUUUGCAGGUUUGCAGUCCAAGCUUGUCAGAUUCAAUGAUGAACCCCGUGGAAAUCUUUUGUGGAGUCCGGUGAUGUUCACACCAAAAUCUACGGCUUCGCACCAAACCUCUCAUAUGUGUCGUUUCCGUGGAGGCAGCCGAAGGGGUUUACCAGUUCGUCAAGCGGAGUACAUAUCAAUAGAGGCCCUUGGAUGCAAUUGUCGCGGCCCUGCCACAGUACCCUAUCGAUUUGCUCCUUCAUUGCUGCUUAGUUUCAUUAUAAAGUUUGCUUCUUUUUUUCAGUUGACCUCUCUCUUGUUAAAUAUGGUCCAACUCUUAUGUUUAUCCUGGGCGAUGUAUUGGGGAAUUCAAUUCCCCUAAACGCUGUGGUUUAACAAAGUGUGUUGUGUUUUAAAAAAAAAUCAAGACUGCGCAUGUCGAACUCAA
Messenger RNA from Oryza sativa Japonica Group (Japanese rice), 1331 nucleotides. NCBI's taxonomy places the organism in Eukaryota, Viridiplantae, Streptophyta, Magnoliopsida, Poales, Poaceae. The record is from RefSeq and is a predicted model, not a curated record.